This is a messenger RNA of Cladophialophora yegresii CBS 114405, 432 nucleotides long. RefSeq names its product 40S ribosomal protein S16. The record is from RefSeq and is a predicted model, not a curated record. The transcript has 3 exons. Lineage: Eukaryota; Fungi; Ascomycota; Eurotiomycetes; Chaetothyriales; Herpotrichiellaceae. Gene Ontology annotation, biological process: translation; maturation of SSU-rRNA from tricistronic rRNA transcript (SSU-rRNA, 5.8S rRNA, LSU-rRNA). Gene Ontology annotation, molecular function: RNA binding; structural constituent of ribosome. Gene Ontology annotation, cellular component: cytosolic small ribosomal subunit; ribosome. The coding region runs from base 1 to 432 and encodes 143 amino acids.
AUGUCGGCCCCACAGAGCGUACAGUGCUUCGGCAAGAAGAAGACAGCCACGGCAGUCGCCCACUGCAAGAAAGGCAAAGGCCUCGUCAAGGUCAAUGGCCGGCCCCUCAACCUCGUCCAACCUGAAAUCCUCCGCUUCAAGGUCUACGAACCCAUCCUGAUCCUUGGCCCCGAGCGCUUCAGCGAAGUCGACAUCCGCGUCCGCGUCACAGGCGGCGGCCACACCUCGCAAAUCUAUGCCAUUCGCCAGGCCAUCGCCAAGUCCAUCGUGGCUUACUACCAGAAAUACGUCGACGAGUACACCAAGAACCAGCUGAAGCAGGCGCUAGUGCAGUAUGAUCGUACAUUACUCGUUGCGGACAACAGACGGUGUGAGCCCAAGAAGUUUGGCGGUCCCGGCGCCCGGGCGCGGUACCAGAAAUCGUAUCGUUGA